This is a messenger RNA of Glossina fuscipes, 3981 nucleotides long. It is a transcript of the gene fw, whose product is annotated as CUB and sushi domain-containing protein 1. Lineage: Eukaryota; Metazoa; Arthropoda; Insecta; Diptera; Glossinidae. The transcript has 13 exons. The coding region runs from base 212 to 3751 and encodes 1179 amino acids. The record is from RefSeq and is a predicted model, not a curated record.
CAAAAGAGAGCAGAAAUUUUUAUACAAGAAAACUCAACAGCUGCUUUGCAAAUGCAAUUUCAAUAACAAUAGUUCAACAACAUUUGACGUGUUUCGAGUCGAUAUGCAAAAAAUAUUGGUUUGUAAACGCAUUCGCUUAACUUUUAGAUAUAUUAUCUGAGAGAAAUUUUCUGAAUCUAAGGUACACAUGCAUAUAUAUUUAUAGAAAAACAUGUUCAAAAUAAUGCAACAACAAAAAAAACAAAAUCAAAAACAACAACAUACAGCUGGUCAACACAAUUCGUCCAAUACCUUUAUGCAUAUCGUAUUGCACAACAACAGAAAAGUGUCACAGCGAAUAAAAGUAAUUGAUGAACGAUAUACAAUGCUUGCGAAAUUGCUGUGGUCCAUAACGAUUUUAAUGCAAAUAUUCAAUUCAGCAUAUAGUCAAGUAUGCGGUCCCCCAGCGGUACCACUUAAUGCCAAAGUUCAAACAAUAUCUAAUGAUUCCGGUUUUAUUGAGGCCAAGUAUGAAUGUGAUGCCGGUUAUGAACUUUUUGGCCCAGUGAAAAUCAAAUGUGAUUCCCGGACUGGUUGGGAUAAAGAAUUACCGUUUUGUGGUACAAAUGUGGCGUAUCGUAAACCUGUUAAUCAAAGCUCAUAUACGCGAGCGGGUCCAGCUCAAUAUGCCAAUGAUGGCGAGCAAGGCAAUAAAAAUCCUGACGGUCAACAAUGUUCGGAAACUCAAAAAGAACCGUCACCGUGGUGGCGGGUUGAUUUAUUAACGCCACAGGCUGUGCAUAUUGUGCGGAUAACAACAAGGGGUUGUUGUGGCCAUCAACCGUUGCAAGAUCUCGAAAUUCGUGUCGGCAAUAGUAGUGCAGAUUUGCAAAGGAAUCCUUUAUGUGCGUGGUAUCCAGGCACUUUAGAUGAAGGCAUUACUAAAACUUUCACUUGUGCCAGACCUUUAAUCGGUCAAUAUGUAGCCAUACAGCUGGUAGGCGUUGAAGGCAGUCUUAGCCUAUGUGAGGUGGAAGUCUUUACCAAUAACGAAUUCUCGGUAGAUCGUUGCUUAAGCUCUAAUUUGGCCGUGGACACUGUUUUAACUACCUUCUCGAAGAUGUGCUAUGAGUUUCACGUUACCAAGGGCGAGAAUUUCGAGAAAGCUCAACAUAUCUGCAAAUCAACUGGUGGCGAUUUAGUGCAUGAAUUUCGUGGACCAGCCAACGAUUAUAUUUUAGCUGAACUGGAACGACGUAAGUCAGAUUUAAAAACUCAACUGGUAUGGAUUGGGGCGCAAAAAGAACCAGGAAUCACUUCGCGAACUUGGAAGUGGGUCAAUGGUGAAAUAGUACAGAAACCAGCUUGGGGUAAAGAUCAACCGAAUAACUAUAAUGGCGAACAGAAUUGCGUGGUAUUGGAUGGCGGUCGUAAUUGGCUAUGGAAUGACGUAGGUUGUAAUUUGGAUUACUUGCAUUUCAUAUGUCAACAUGCACCACUUUUGUGUGGUUCACCAGAUUCAUACCACAAUACCACAAUCAUUGGUAAAAACCAUACAAUCGGUAGCAGCAUUCAAUACAAUUGCCCGAAGGGUCAUUCAUUAAUCGGCGAUGCAGAACGUUUAUGUCGCGGUGAUGGCACGUGGAGCGGAAAGGCGCCCACUUGUAAAUAUGUCGAUUGCGGUCCAUUGCCACAAUUGGAACAUGGUUCAGUGCACAUGUCUGAGCAGCGUACAAGUUAUGGUGUUCAAGCUACUUACAGUUGCCAUGAAAAUUAUACAUUAAUUGGCAAUGAGAAUAGAACUUGCGAGCUAGAAGGUUGGUCAGGUAAACAGCCAGAAUGUUUAGUCGAUUGGUGUCCGGAGCCACCAACCAUUGUUGGUGGUACAGUUAAGGUUAACGAUCGUAGAGCAGGCUCGACAGCAAUAUACGAAUGCGAGCAGGGUUAUGUGUUGGUGGGAGAACCGAUAAGCUCUUGCGGUUUGGGUGGUGAAUGGUCGGGCAAAUCGCCGUCUUGCCGUUUUGUGGAUUGCGGUUCGCCAGCUCGUCCUGAUCACGGUGUUGUGAUGUUACUGAAUUUAACAACCACAGCCGGUUCUAUGGUUCGAUUUGAAUGCGAUGAUGAUUAUUGGUUGGAAGGUGCCUCUGAGUUAUAUUGUACAACCGAAGGAAAAUGGUCUGGAGAUGUUCCUAUAUGUGAACUUGUUACCUGUGAUACACCCACUGUGCCGCCUGGCUCAUUCGUAGUCGGUUACGAUUAUAACGUGCAUUCAAAAAUUACUUACAACUGUGAUCCAGGUCAUGUGCUGAGAGGUAAUUCUGUACUUGAAUGCUUGGACACUGGCGAAUGGAAUACGGAGGCUCCGUUCUGUGAAUACAUUGAUUGCGGAGCUAUUACGCCUAUACCGCAUGGCAUUCAUAAGUACACAAUGAAUACUACGUUUGUGGGUUCGGAAGUAACAUUUAGCUGUAGCCAAGCUCACAAACUUAGCGGAGUACCUAAACGAGUUUGUUUAGAGUCUGGAAUUUGGAGUGAUAUGUCACCCAAGUGUGAAGAAAUUCGUUGCACGGAACCGAUUUUAGCUCCGCAUAGCCUUUUAUCAGUUACCGGCAAUGAUCGCAUGUACGGACGUACAUUGAUUCGAACUUCCGAAUCAAUACAAAACAGCGCUCAAACUUAUAGAAUUGGAGCUUUAGCUAAAUAUCGCUGUGAAAGAGGUUAUAAAAUGGUUGGUGAAGCUUUAGUCACUUGUGAGGAUAAUGGACAAUGGAGCGGUACAGUACCGGAGUGCAUUUAUGUUGAAUGUGGCCCUCUAUCAAACAUUGACCGAGGCAAAGUGACUCUGGCCACUAAUGCUACAUAUUAUGGAGCGGCUGCUUUAUAUGAGUGCGAUAUUAACUUUAAACUGGAUGGAGUUUCAAGACGUUUAUGUACCGAAGACGGUACUUGGAGUCAUGAAACACCCAAAUGCAUUGAAAUUACUUGUGAGGAACCGGAAUUAAGCGAAAAUCUGAUUAUGGAAGCUGGAGCAAGAUCGAUAGGAUCGCUGGCCAAAUUCAGAUGUCAAAGGGGCCGAACAUUGUUCGGAAAUGAUACUCGCGUUUGCCAAAAGAAUGGCAAAUGGACAGGCAAAAGUCCGAUUUGCAAACCGGUAGAUUGCGGACGACCUUUGCCUAUUGAAAAUGGUCGUGUUAUUGUUGUAAAUGAAACAACUUUGUAUGGUGGGUCAGCUGAAUAUCAUUGCGUGCCCGGUUUCAAUCGCAUUGGCCAGUAUCUGCGGAAAUGUACAGAGGAUGGUGCUUGGAGUGGCGAUGAACCGCGCUGUGAAUUAGUUGCAACUGAGGCUCAGGAAAGUUCAGGUCUAGGCACGGGCAUUGCCAUUGGGGCAACCGUCAUUAUUGCUCUACUAAUAAUGAUUGGCUUGGUUUUCAUACAUCGCAACAAGGCGCGUCCCGUUAAGAAUACGGAAAAUGUUCAAGCGGCCGAAACAAAAGAUGAACGUAGCGCUGCUGUUAUGUCCUAUUCAACACUAGAAGCCAAUAAUCGUAUGCAUUUAGAUAAUGGACCACCGGUUACAUUUAAUACAUUCCAUGGAGCUGGUAGGGGUCUAUCAAAUGGUAACCGCACAAUAGGUCGAGAGAAUAUCUACGAUCAAAUACCCAACGAGCAAUUAUAUGAUGCUCCUUAUGAAAUGCGUACAAAUGAUGAAGUUUAUGAACCUGAACCCACUACAGCUAAUAUGAUUACUAUAAACGGUAUAUCAGUUAGAUAAAUAUGUAUAUAAUCUCUGUUAGUGAUUGUUGUUGUUGUUAUUCACAAGCAGCUAUUAUCCAAAAUUUAUAGAGAAUUCAUUUUAUGAGAAAAUGAAAGAUUUUUUAAAUCCUUCCGCUUCAAUUCCUUGUUUGUAUGAAUUUUAUAUAAAAUAAAAUCAAUUUCAUAUAAACCCUCACCUUUUAACAUUAAGCGAGUUCACUUUCCUAGUUUCCUAGUUUAUGUAAAAUU